AUGUUGGGAGAGAGUUCAUCAGAAGAAGCCGACGACAAGAAGAGCGAUAACGAAUCUGAUUACGACGCCUGUGAAAGCAGCGACGACAUUAAUGGAGAUGAAGAUGAUGCCGAUUUGGCAAACAAGGAGAAAUCGACGAUGAUCACCAGAAGAAGAAAACCUAAAGAUGAUGAUCCGGUGAUCAUUUCGAUAUCAGAGACCGCAAAACUGAGAAAAAGAAAGUCGGAGAUUAGUAGCAUACAAGCCCCAAUAGUUCCUACGAAUCUUGUAGGUCCUUUGCUGAAGCGGAAAAGAGACUCUGUUCGUCUUCCGACUAAAAAAUUCAAAGAUCGGAUCGUUGGCUCACCAUCAUCAUCAUCAUCAUCAUCAUCUUCGAUCCCUACUCAAAUGAACGUUAAUGGCGGAACCAUGACUACAACUUCUUCCUCCUCCGAGUCUUCGAGUCAAGAUUCUAUCUUUCGGUCAUCGUUAGGGUCAAACAACACAAGAGCAUCGAGUGUCAAUCCAAGUUCAAGUGUUCAUGCUCAACCUUCUUCUUCAGUGGUGAGUUUACCACAGCAUUACCGUGCGCCUCAAGCAAGGGCUAUGCAACGAUCCUCUGCUCUGAGACAGCAGCGUCCAUAUGUUCCGAUCCUUCCCUAUGAUCCAAAUACUCAAGCCAACAUUGCAAGAAGGGCGCCUCAAGCAAGGGCUAGGCAACGACCCCAUGGUUCGAGACAGCUGCGUCCAUUGUUGCCGACCCCUCAAGCAACAACAACUUCUGGAAACAACCCUAAUCCAAAUGCAUUCCAAGGAUAUACUCAAGCUCAAAUGGAGGCCAUGAAAAGAUCGUGGCAGAGUUUGCUCUCGAACCUUCACGGUCGCAGUUCUGUUGAUUCCAGCUUGGUGCCAUCGUUUCAAGAGUACAUCACACGACCAUCAUCGACUGUCAAUAUUCACCGUCCAAUCUCUGUUUCCGGGCCACUACCAUCGGCUACACUGUCUCAUGUUUUGGGGUCAUCAUCAAGUUCAAGUCUUGAAGCUCAAGCCAACGCUAUAAGAGGAUGCAACUCUGGACUUCUUCCUGCAAUGCCAAAUGACCAACAGCAACAACAACAACAUCACCCUUCUUCUUCUUCUUCAAUGGAUGUGAGAGGUUUGGAUCUUAACCUGCCGGCUAAUAAUGAAGAUGGUGGUGAAAAAGAAGAUGAAGGUUUUGAUCUUAACCAGCCGGCUCCGGAUGAAUGA
Messenger RNA from Microthlaspi erraticum, 1227 nucleotides. The record is from the annotation of a GenBank genome assembly. Lineage: Eukaryota; Viridiplantae; Streptophyta; Magnoliopsida; Brassicales; Brassicaceae.